GAAGAGGCGGGAGUGGCGGUGGCAGCGGCUAUGAAGCCCCGGUGGCUCUGCCUCUGCCUGCUGGCGCUGGCGGCGUGGAGCGCCCGCCGGUCGGGCGCUUACUUCCCGGAGGAGCGCUGGGUGCCCGAGUCCCCGCUGCGGCCUCCCCGCGUCCUGCUGGCGCUGCUCGCCCGCAACGCGGCGCACUCGCUGCCGGCGGCGCUGGGCUGCCUGGAGAGGCUGCGACACCCCAAGGACCGCAUCGCGCUCUGGGUGGCAACAGAUCACAACAUGGACAACACAACUGCAGUGCUUCGGGAAUGGCUGAUGAACGUUCAGAGCAUGUAUCACUCAGUGGAGUGGCGGCCCAUGGAUCAACCCAGGUUCUAUCCAGAUGAGGAAGGCCCCAAGGACUGGUCCAGUUCACGCUAUGAACAUGUCAUGAAGCUCCGACAAGCAGCUUUGCAGUCUGCCCGAGACAUUUGGGCUGACUACAUCCUGUUUGUGGAUGCAGACAAUUUAUUGACAAACCCUGACACUCUGAGCCUUUUGAUAGCUGAGAACAAGACUGUGGUGGCACCAAUGCUGGACUCGCGAGCAGCCUAUUCGAACUUCUGGUGUGGGAUGACCUCACAGGGCUAUUAUAAGCGCACACCUGCUUACAUCCCCAUCCGGAAGCGGGAUCGCCGUGGUUGCUUCGCUGUACCCAUGGUGCACUCUACCUUUCUCAUCAACCUACAGAAAGAGGCCUCACAAAACCUUAUUUUCUACCCUCCCCACCCAGAUUAUACCUGGGCAUUUGAUGAUAUCAUCGUCUUUGCCUUUGCCUGCAGACAGGCAGAAGUUCAGAUGUACGUGUGCAAUAAAGAAGUAUAUGGCUUCCUCCCGGUGCCUCUGCGAUCCCACAGCACUCUGCGUGAUGAAGUGGAGAGUUUCAUGCAUGUGCAGUUGGAGGUCAUGGUUAAGAAUCCUCCAGUGGAACCUUCUCGGCAUUUGUCUCUGCUUCCCAAAAUCCCAGAUAAGAUGGGAUUUGAUGAGGUCUUCAUGAUUAACCUCAAGCGUCGGACAGAUCGACGAGAACGGAUGCUGCAAACCCUCUAUGAGCAGGAGAUUGACUGCAAAAUUGUUGAAGCCGUAGAUGGGAAGGCAAUGAAUAACAGCCAAGUGGAAGCCAUGGGCAUCAAGAUGUUGCCAGGUUACAAGGACCCAUACCAUGGACGUCCCCUCACAAAGGGAGAAUUAGGUUGCUUCCUCAGCCACUAUAAGAUUUGGAAAGAGGUUGUUGAGAGAGGCUUGGAGAAGUCCGUGGUGUUUGAGGAUGACCUGCGCUUUGAGAUCUUCUUCAAACGGCGCAUGAUGAACCUCAUGUUUGACUUAGAAGAAGAGGGCCUUGACUGGGAUUUAAUCUACAUUGGCCGGAAGCGCAUGCAGGUGGAGCAUCCAGAGAAAGCUGUGCCCCACAUCCGCAAUCUGGUGGAAGCUGACUACUCCUACUGGACGCUGGGCUAUGUCAUCUCCCUCCAAGGGGCCAAGAAACUGCUGGAUGCUGACCCCCUCUCCAAAAUGUUGCCAGUGGAUGAGUUUCUUCCAGUCAUGUUUGACAAACACCCCGUUACUGAAUACAUGGAACAUUUUGACAACCGGAAUUUGCUGGCCUUCUCAGCGGAGCCCCUGCUGGUUUAUCCAACACACUACACAGGGGACAAUGGCUACAUCAGCGAUACAGAGACCUCGGUGGUGUGGAACAAUGAGAAUAUCAAAACAGAUUGGGACCGGGCCAAGUCCCAGAAAAUGAAGGAGCAGCAGGAGUUGAGGAAUGAGGCCAGGAACUCAGAUGUGCUCCAGUCCUCAUUUGACAGGGCAGCCCGGGAUGAGCUAUGACCCUGCAUGGAUGCUGAUGAAGGGGACCAGGGGAGAGACAAUGCAAGGGAAGGCUUUUCUCUUCUUCUCAGGGUUUAUGGGUUGAUUCUCUCAGAUGUCAACAAUGGGGGGUAUCACACCUCCUGAUUGUGCCUAUGGGAAGCCUCAGUCCCCUGCAGCCUGGGGAGCCUGAUAUGGAAAUGGUGGCAUCUGCUUAGUUCUACUGUCUCCUGCUCUCCUAUUCAAUGUAUGAAUGUGGGGCAGGUGCAGCCUUGCAAUUCUCACUUGAGAAGUUUUAUUCUCUAAUAAUUGGCCUUUUACAGGGACCCUCUAUGUUUUGGGGGGGGGAUGUUUAAGAGAUGCAGCACAGAUUAGCAUGUUUUGAUGCCAUUAUGCUCUAUAUCAGACAAAACCAUUUCUCUUGGUUUAAGACGGUAACGAUAUUUGGGUUAAUUUUAUGUAAAUGUUCUUCCAUAUGUCUUUCUGGAAGAAUCUUGACUUUUUCUCUCCUGGUACCUUGGUAGUAUUGAAGUCUUGUGUGGGCUACCAAAAGUUAGGCCUUAUAGGCCAAUCACAAUAUGUUUUAUUAAUUACUGGGGGGGUGGGGGUGGAGAAAAUGUUACUGUAC
Molecule: messenger RNA, 2467 nt
Organism: Python bivittatus (Burmese python)
Lineage: Eukaryota; Metazoa; Chordata; Lepidosauria; Squamata; Pythonidae
Gene: COLGALT1
Product: collagen beta(1-O)galactosyltransferase 1
Molecular function (GO): procollagen galactosyltransferase activity
Source: RefSeq, a predicted model, not a curated record